Messenger RNA from Impatiens glandulifera, 1907 nucleotides. Its product is annotated as GDP-mannose transporter GONST1-like. The transcript has 11 exons. The coding region runs from base 434 to 1450 and encodes 338 amino acids. Gene Ontology annotation, cellular component: Golgi apparatus. The record is from RefSeq and is a predicted model, not a curated record. NCBI's taxonomy places the organism in Eukaryota, Viridiplantae, Streptophyta, Magnoliopsida, Ericales, Balsaminaceae. Gene Ontology annotation, molecular function: GDP-mannose transmembrane transporter activity; antiporter activity.
AAACCUUCUUUAGCACUCUUGGUUAGAAGCCAUCCAAUUAAGGGUUUAUUCUCUCGAAAGCAUCUCCUUACUUCAAUUCUAUAAAUAUGUAUUAUCUUCAAACAGAAAUUACUCUCAAUCUCUCAAAUUCUACUCAUCAUCCGUAAAUUCAACCUGAGAAUCAGCCAAAUCCAUGAUCUUUGAAGCUUUUUUGAUUCGUUGACACUGCCGUUAAUACAGAUCCACGAUAGUCUUGGAUGUUCUUUGUUACUCCACAGUUUAAUUCACGCGGUUUGCUUCUUCGCACGGCUGAUUGGAACUUCGGCUGUGAGAUCACGAUGAUUUUAGCGAGGAUUCUGUAACUGGAAAAGGGAUUUUAGUAUCUUGGUGCACUGGGAAGUCAUAUCAGGUUGAUAGUUCUACAAGAAUAGUAAUCAACAGGUAGAGUAUUAUCAUGAAGACAUUUGGCAAUGGAGAAGUUGAUUUGGAAGGUGGUAAAUUGGAGAAGGAAAGAGAAAAGACAAUACGAAGUGGCAAGUCAUUCAGAAUAAACAACCAGGCGUUUAUAUCUGGAAUUGCAUACUGCAUUUCUUCUUGUAGCAUGAUACUCGUUAAUAAAUAUGUCCUUUCCAGCUAUAAUUUUAAUGCCGGAAUAUCUUUGAUGCUUUACCAGAAUUUUGUUUCGGUGGUGGUUGUAUCUAGUUUGAGUCUCCUUGGCGUAGUUUCGACAGAACCACUUACGUGGAAAUUGAUCAAGGUCUGGUUGCCUGUUAACGUUAUAUUUGUGGGCAUGCUAAUCACUAGCAUGUUUAGUCUGAAGUAUAUAAAUGUAGCCAUGGUCACGGUCUUGAAGAAUAUUACUAAUGUAAUUACUGCUGUGGGUGAGAUGUACCUUUUCAAUAAGCAUCACGAUAACAGAGUUUGGGCUGCUCUUUUCUUAAUGAUUAUUUCAGCAAUUUCUGGAGGAAUUACGGAUUUAUCAUUUCAUGCUGUUGGCUACACAUGGCAGUUUGUUAAUUGUUUCUUGACAGCAGCUUAUUCUUUAACACUGAGAAGGGUAAUGGACACAGCAAAACAAGAAACAAAAUCUGGUAACUUGAAUGAGUUCACAAUGGUGCUGCUAAACAACACCCUUUCAUUGCCCUUAGGAACCGUGCUUAUAUUCAUGUUCAAUGAAGUUGACUACCUUUAUCAAACACCACUUUUGAGGAUGCCUACAUUUUGGUUGGUGAUGACAUUGAGUGGAUUCUUGGGUCUAGGUAUCAGUUUCACUUCCAUGUGGUUCCUUCAUCAAACGGGGGCAACCACUUACAGUCUGGUUGGAUCGUUGAAUAAAAUUCCUCUCUCAGUGGCGGGAAUUCUAUUAUUUCAUGUCCCUACUAGUCUUGAAAACUCUGGGAGUAUACUUUUUGGUCUAGUGGCAGGAAUAUUCUUUGCCAGGGCGAAAAUGAGAGGAAAAUCUCAGUCCUAAAACGAUCCAGGAAUAUUAUAAUCAUUGUAAUGGCCCCAUUAUGUUCUUGAGUUUUCUGAAUCGAGAUUUGCAAAUGACGAAGGCGGGGGCAUAUACUAAUUACUACAUAUAUAGGUUGAAGGAGGAAAAAGGUAUUUGUUUAUAUGAAUGCGGGAGACUGGCUAUGCCGAUGAAAUUGAAGGUAAACUUCCACUCCAUUGUUGUAUUUAACAAGCGAAAACACUUCAUUGUUUUACUGCUAAUUAUAUUUAUAUUUUGUUUUUUUUAUGGUAUUUUUGUUGUUGUUGUCUGUCUUUUUUUUAGUUGUGUUUGUUUUGUGCAAUUCUCUAAAGGGGAGUCAUAGUGUAAGUUUAAACUAUAAUUGUAAUCUUAUUUAAUGGAUAUUUUGUCAAAAUCUCUUACAAUCAAGAUAAUAAACAAUAGUCAAAGUUAUAAUAAUUUGUCUGAAUUAAAAUUA